Molecule: messenger RNA, 1544 nt
Organism: Brassica oleracea var. oleracea
Lineage: Eukaryota; Viridiplantae; Streptophyta; Magnoliopsida; Brassicales; Brassicaceae
Exons: 1
Coding region: 499-1470 (323 amino acids)
Source: RefSeq, a predicted model, not a curated record
UGAAUCUCUCUUCGCCAUCCGUGGAGGUUUGAUGAGCUAAAUAAAGGGUUCAUUUAUUGGAAAGAUUUCUAUAGAUGGUAUGCUUCUCACACACACUUUGUUUGAACUUCAUAAAGUCAUUUUUUCACAAAGCCAUUUUUAUCUACUUUGCCAAUAUUUUGUUGACAAGUGACUUUGCCAAUAUUAACAUUGCCAAAUAUAGACUCCUUCUUCAUCGGUGUUCCAUCGAUCAAAUAACCUCUCAAAUCUUUCAUCCUCUCUCUUUUUGCUCUUUCUUUUGCCAAAACCCGAACCAAAAAACUGUCUAUUCUCAGCUGAAACAAACAAACUGAAUCGUUUGUCAACAGAACAAAUCAUAUAGAGAAAAAAACAUUAACAAUUAUCGCCAUUUUUAGCCAAACUCUGAUGCAGUUUCUCAAGAAUCUUGCUGCUGCAUGUUGAGAGCAAAGUCUUUGUUACAAUUUUUUUAAAGGAUAUUAGGUUCUGAUCCUAAUAAAGAUGUUAUCGUUUCGUAUCCCAUCUAUGGGAACCCAGCCGGCCGCAUUCGCAGCUAAAAUAACAGACACCACAAAGACCGUGGCACAACUAAAGUCCGCUGCGACCCCCACGCCUCACAGCACAGUCACGUGCGGCUACCAAGCUCACGUGGCGGGCUUCUUCCGUAACGUCACCGUUUUAUGGUCCAAGAAUCUCAUGAACCAUUCCCUCACCGUCAUGGUCUCGAGCCUAGACAACGACAUGAACUACUGCUGCAAGAUCGAUCUCGUCAAGCCGUGGCAGUUCUGGAGCAAAAGAGGAUCAAAAUCAUUCGACGUGGAAGGAAACUUUGUGGAGGUCUUUUGGGAUCUAAGGUCGGCGAAGUUGUCAGGAAACGGUAGCCCCGAGCCGGUCUCAGACUAUUACGUGGCAAUAGUCUCCGAUGAAGAGGUUAUUUUGUUGUUGGGAGACUUAAAACAUAAAGCUUACAAAAGGACGAAGUCAAGACCCGCGCUGGUCGAGGGGUUUAUAUAUUUCAAGAAAGAGAGCAUUUUCGGGAAGAAAACGUUUUCGACAAGAGCGAGAUUCGACGAGCAGAGAAAGGAACAUGAAGUGGUGGUGGAGAGCUCGAACGAUGAGAAAGAUCAAGAGAUGUGGAUAAGCGUGGAUGGGAUCGUGUUGGUGCACGUGAAGAAUCUGCAGUGGAAGUUUAGAGGAAAUGUGAUGGUGUUGGUGGAUAGAACUCCGGUGAUGGUGUACUACGAUGUGCAUGAUUGGUUGUUUGGGAGUUCGGAAUCGACGGCGAGCUCGGGGCUGUUUUUGUUUAAGCCGGUGCCGGUUGGAGCGAUGAUGGUAGAUGAGUACUUUAGCGAUGCGGAGGAUGGGGAUAGUGGAGGAGGGAGUAGUCCUUUGAGUCGGUACAAUUCGGCAUCUAGUGGUUAUGGGCAAUUGCAUGAGUUCUGUUUGUUUCUUUAUGCUUGGAAACUUGAGUAAUAAAAUGUUAAUACACCAUAGAAACUUUAUAGUGUUUUAUUCUCUUUGAAUCUCUUUUUCUAUAAUUUAUUUGA